AUGCUGCGUUCUGUGGCUGCUGCGCUCUUGAGCGCCGCCACCGUCCUCGCCCUCUGCGGCCCGGAGAACCCAUGCCCAGAGAGCUCGCCCUGCUGCUCCCAAUAUGGCGAAUGCGGCAUCGGUGCCUACUGCCUCGGCGGAUGCGACCCUCGAGGCUCCUUCAAGCUCGACGCCUGCGCCCCCGCCCCUGUCUGCUCCGACAAGAAGAUGAAGUUUGACGAAAUCAACAAGACUAGCGUUGAUAUCCUCAAGUACCUUGGUGACGCCAGCAAGGCCGACUGGAUGGUGCAGGGCGAGGUGGUCCAGUACAACGACUACACCCUUAUGACUAUGGCGAAGGACACACCCGGCACUGUCCUGGCCUCAACCGAGUACAUGUGGUACGGCAACGUCAAGGCCACCAUGAAGACCAGCCGCGGGCGCGGUGUCGUCACUGCCUUUAUUCUGCUUUCCGAUGUCAAGGACGAGAUUGACUACGAAUGGGUCGGAGUCGAUCUCGGCACCUCUCAGACCAACUACUACUUCCAGGGCAUUACCGACUACGGCAACUCGGGCAACAUUUCGACCGACGAUACCUUUGGCAGCUGGCACGAGUACGAAAUUCGCUGGACCCCCGACAAGGUUGAGUGGCUGGUCGAUGGCACAACUCACCGCAGCAAGGACCGCAAGGACACUUGGAACAAAACCUCCAACACCUGGGCCUUUCCGCAGACGCCCGCUCGCAUCCAACUCUCCAUCUGGCCUGGCGGCAAGGCUAGCAACCCUCCUGGUACCAUCAACUGGGCUGGUGGUGUCAUUUCGUGGGACCACCCCGACGUAAAGAACAACGGUUACUACUACGCUGCUGUCAAGUCUGUCGAGAUCGAGUGCUACAAGGGCAAAAAUGACGGCAACAGCUACAUUUACACGGACGCCAAAGGCACCAACGACACCAUCAAGAUGACCGACAAGAGCACCAUUCUGGGCUCGUUUGACGCCACCGGCCUAAACAUGGACGCUGGCAAAUCCGAGCCUGACAAGCCCAAGUCUACCCAGGCUUCCGUUCCUGGCGGCGGCAUCCCCGGCAAAAACGACCACGGUGACGAUAGCUCCAGUGGCGGCGGCACCGGCGGCGGCGGCUCCGGCUCCGGUAACACUCCUGCGCAGGGCCUAGACCCCAAGACCUGCGAUCCCAAGACGUUCAACCAAGAUUGCAGCACCACCGGCAGCACCACCGGCGGCAACGGCAACUCGAAAUCCGGCGGCAAGAGCUCCGGCUCGCAAACGCAGGCCAGCAUCUUGGCCAUUGUCAUUGCGGGUGCCGCUCUCCUCUGGCUGUAA
Akanthomyces muscarius is the source of this 1320-nucleotide messenger RNA. RefSeq lists its product as uncharacterized. Bases 1 to 1320 code for a protein of 439 amino acids. Lineage: Eukaryota; Fungi; Ascomycota; Sordariomycetes; Hypocreales; Cordycipitaceae. Gene Ontology annotation, biological process: carbohydrate metabolic process; fungal-type cell wall organization. The record is from RefSeq and is a predicted model, not a curated record. Gene Ontology annotation, cellular component: fungal-type cell wall. The transcript is spliced from 3 exons. Gene Ontology annotation, molecular function: glycosyltransferase activity; chitin binding; hydrolase activity, hydrolyzing O-glycosyl compounds.